AUUUUCAGCAUGUUUAAAAAUAGAAGUGAGGACCCUGGAAAAACCGUACCACGACGGUUGGCGCUGCAUGAGGAUAACGCCUCCCCUUCGACAUUCAACGAUGGGCUCCCUCUGCCAAAACUGUUCGUCUUCGACCUCGACUAUACAUUAUGGCCAUUCUGGGUUGAUACGCAUGUCACUCCUCCAGUGAAGGCACGAGACAACAACUCGCGCUGUGUAGACAGAUGGGGUGAAUCUUUUGCUUUUUAUCCGGCGGUUUCAGGGAUUAUUCACUCUCUACGAUCCCGUUCCAUACCCAUCGGAGUGGCCUCCCGAACGCAUGCCCCCGACCUGGCCCGUGACAUGCUCAAAGCUCUCCAUAUCAUCCCAUCGUUCUCCGACAACCCUGCGACUGUCAACACUCGCUCCAUCCGCGCUCUGGAUUAUUUUGACUUCCUUCAGAUUUUUCCAGGCUCAAAAACUCAACACUUCACGCGGAUUCAGCAGGCUAGUGGGUUGAAAUAUGAAGAUAUGCUUUUUUUCGAUGAUGAGGCCCGGAACAGCAAUGUUCAAACAGAAUUGGGUGUGACGUUUUGUUUGGUUAGAGAUGGCAUGACCAAAGAGGAAGUUGAUAGAGGUGUCUGGGAAUGGAGACGAAGAGCUGGUAUAACUCCCGGAAACCAGACAGAUGGCAUGCAGCCGCAGAAUUAGACUGAGAUUGCGAUUUCGGCUUCCUUUUCACCCUUAAAAUGAGGGAUGGAUUGGAGUAUGUUCUUAGAUAAUGACAGGAUACCCCACGAUAGAUGAAUUUUAUUCGCAUUUGUAUGGC
Messenger RNA from Coccidioides posadasii C735 delta SOWgp, 808 nucleotides. RefSeq lists its product as uncharacterized. Gene Ontology annotation, molecular function: acid phosphatase activity. The record is from RefSeq and is a predicted model, not a curated record. Lineage: Eukaryota; Fungi; Ascomycota; Eurotiomycetes; Onygenales; Onygenaceae.